Molecule: messenger RNA, 1603 nt
Organism: Clarias gariepinus (North African catfish)
Lineage: Eukaryota; Metazoa; Chordata; Actinopteri; Siluriformes; Clariidae
Gene: wnt7bb
Product: wingless-type MMTV integration site family, member 7Bb
Exons: 4
Coding region: 479-1528 (349 amino acids)
Biological process (GO): cell fate commitment; neuron differentiation; multicellular organism development
Cellular component (GO): extracellular region
Molecular function (GO): frizzled binding; cytokine activity
Source: RefSeq, a predicted model, not a curated record
GCAGCAGUCGAUGCGCUUUGGAACCUGAUAACCUCCACCUUCGGCAUUCCGCCGGGGAGGGAGAGGAGGACAGAAAGUGCCAAAGAGGGAACUUGAGAAGCAGGUUCACCUGACGAGGAGAGAGAGAGAGAGAGAGAAACAAAACUCUGAUCGGCAUUUGAAACGGCGGAGGGAAUGUAGCUUUGAACACGACAAGGGCUCGCUUCUCAAUUUGCCCGUGUGUGUGUGUGUGUGUGUAGGCGCGCGCGCGUGUGUGCGUGCGUAUUCUACUCCAAACAAAAGCCUGUAUAGCAUCUAUUAGCUUUAUUUUAACUUUCACUAUGGGUGUCGGAUUCCCGAAGCCUUUAAAGGAACUCGGAGCGCCUUGUCUGGCAGACAGAUACAGUCGCUUCACCUGUAGCUACACGCUGAAGUGAAGAGUGCCAAUGUGAGUGGAGCUGGGGGAGUUAAUGGCCCGGGCAAAGCGCUUCUCAACACCAUGCGCAGAUCCCUAACGCAGUGGAUGAUUCAAGUGCUGCUUUGUUUCACCAUCGUUUAUUUGCGACUCGGGGCCCUUUCCUCUGUGGUGGCUCUGGGUGCCAACAUCAUCUGCAAUAAGAUUCCAGGCCUGGCUCCCCGCCAGCGGGCCAUCUGCCAAAGUCGCCCUGACGCCAUCAUUGUAAUAGGCGAGGGGGCUCAGCUGGGCAUCAAUGAGUGUCAAUACCAGUUCCGCUAUGGUCGUUGGAAUUGCUCGGCCCUGGGAGAGCGAACCGUCUUUGGCCAGGAACUACGAGUAGGCAGCAGGGAGGCUGCAUUCACCUAUGCCAUCACAGCUGCUGGAGUGGCCCAUGCAGUGACAGCGGCAUGUAGCCAAGGCAACAUGAGCCAUUGUGGCUGCGAUCGUGAAAAACAGGGCUAUAACAACCAAGAAGAGGGCUGGAAGUGGGGAGGCUGCUCCGCCGACAUCAAACAUGGCAUUGAGUUCUCCCGGAAGUUUGUGGAUGCUCGGGAGAUUAAAAAAAACGCUCGCCGACUGAUGAACCUGCACAACAAUGAAGCAGGAAGAAAGGUGUUGGAAGAGAAGAUGAAGCGGGAGUGUAAAUGCCAUGGCGUGUCGGGUUCUUGCACCACUAAAACAUGCUGGACUACCCUUCCGAAGUUUAGAGAAAUAGGGAACGAGCUGAAGAAAAAGUACGAUAAAGCAGUCCACGUGGAGGUAGUUCGAGCCAGUAGACUACGCCAGCCUACCUUCCUCAAGGUUAAGAAAGUUGAGGGCUAUCAAAAACCAGAGGAAACAGAUUUGGUCUACAUUGAGCGUUCACCCAACUACUGCGAGGAGGAUGCUAAGACAGGCAGCGUGGGGACGCAGGGCCGUUUAUGUAACAGAACAUCUCCACACACAGAUGGCUGUGACCUCAUGUGCUGCGGCAGAGGGUACAACACUCAUCAGUACACCAAGGUGUGGCAGUGUAACUGCAAGUUUCAGUGGUGCUGCUUUGUGAAAUGCAACACCUGCAGUGAGAGGACGGAGGUGUUCACCUGCAAAUGAACAAGUGUGUGUUGAGGACAGUAGAGCUGGGAUAAGGACAUGUAUGAACUUCUUGGGUGGAAGACUUGAUGACCA